CGCAAAUGUAUUGAAUAAUCUUUUUCUAAUUAAUAAAAAAUUAAUAUAAAUAUGUAAAAAUAAAUUUGAAGAAGAGAAAGAUUUGAUUAAUGAAUGUAUUUGAACAGAAGAACUCGUAAAAAUAGUAUACUUAUUAAUUGUUCCACUAGCAAUAUUGUUCAAGAGAGCUAUGGAUGCUUUGGAUUUACUACAUAUCCAACCUUGGGCAUAUAAUAAAACUACCUAUAUGAUAAGUCCUCGAUUAGGGAAAAUUGAAAAUAUUCAUGACGAUUUAAACAAACAAAUUUUAUCACGUGAUGACAUUUCUACAUACUUAUGGGCGAUAAAUACUGUUGAUAAUUUUUUUCGAAUAAUAAUGGCUGGUGUAAAUCAUGACGCUUCACAAUAUUGUGUAUUUGUACAAGUUGAUAACAAUAAUUUAUGGGAAGAAUGGAAUCAAGAGUACGAAAUCAUUAUUAACCAAGGAAUUAAUUUAGUAUUUUUCAAAUUCUUAACCAAAAAAAUUAAGAAUUAUAUCCAGACAGUAAUUACAGAAAAGUAUUUUCAGCUCGGAUUUAAAUUUGAUCCAAUUACCCAAGAAACAUUUAUACCAAAACCAGAUGACUCAAUUGAGCUAGAAUUGGAAUUUAAAACAACAGAUGAAUAAAACAAAGAUAAUAGUAAUAAAGACUCAUUAAAUGUUGUAAAAAAAUAAAUUACAUUCUAUAUUUACGUUUAAAAAUAAACCACACUUACAUAAUUAAUUUGUAAAUCUUUGGGUAACCAUUUAAACAAAAUAAUAUGAUUUUAUUUUUAAUUUUUUUUUGAAUCAUUAAUAAUAAAUGAUAUAAAUAUAUAUGAUUAU
Daktulosphaira vitifoliae (grape phylloxera) is the source of this 844-nucleotide messenger RNA. RefSeq lists its product as uncharacterized. The record is from RefSeq and is a predicted model, not a curated record. Bases 170 to 646 code for a protein of 158 amino acids. NCBI's taxonomy places the organism in Eukaryota, Metazoa, Arthropoda, Insecta, Hemiptera, Phylloxeridae. The transcript is spliced from 2 exons.